This is a messenger RNA of Acromyrmex echinatior (Panamanian leafcutter ant), 769 nucleotides long. RefSeq names its product odorant receptor 13a-like. The record is from RefSeq and is a predicted model, not a curated record. Lineage: Eukaryota; Metazoa; Arthropoda; Insecta; Hymenoptera; Formicidae. Gene Ontology annotation, cellular component: plasma membrane. Gene Ontology annotation, biological process: sensory perception of smell; detection of chemical stimulus involved in sensory perception of smell. Gene Ontology annotation, molecular function: olfactory receptor activity; odorant binding.
UUCAAAAUAUACAGCAUAUCAAGAUUUCGAAUGGGCAGUGAAACUCAAUCGUAUAACUUUAGAUUUUAUUGGACUUUGGCCUAAAACCGCACAAAAUCCUCGACAGAAAUUAAUGUGCAAUUUUCGAGUACUCAUCGUUUUCACAGCGAUAACAUUCGGCGUUCUGAUUCCUUCUAUACAUUCCUUUAUAAGAAUUUAUGGUGAUAUCAUGCUAAUGAUAGAUAAUUUACAAUUUACUUUACCAGCUAUAAGCUGUUCGAUAAGAAUCGCGAUUUUUUGGUGGAAAAAAGAAGCUAUCACACCAAUCAUUGAUAUGAUUGCGGAGGAUUGGAUAAAAUCGAAAAAUGCGCAAGAGAGAAAUAUUAUGAUCAAAAAAGCGCAAAUUUCACGUAUGAUUAUUGUGUGUGCAUAUUGUAUCAUGGUCGUGGGAUGCUUAUUUGUUAUCGUUCCCCCUGGAUUUGGAAUACCGAUAAGAUUAACGACCAAUAUUACUGAUCCAGGCAAAAUAGUACCAUUACAAACUCAUUAUAUUUACGAUGUAACAAAACAACCUCAAUACGAAUUGACGUAUAUUAGUCAAACUAUCUAUAUAGUUCUCGCAGUUUUAUCUUAUACUGGAAUCGAUCAUUUUCUUGGGCUGCUAGUUUUCCAUAUAUCUGGUCAGUUAAACAUUCUCAAAAAUCGUUUGAUAAAUUUGGAUAAAUAUAUCAAUUCUCACGACAUGUUAAAAAUAUGCGUGGCACGACACAUUCGUUUACUUAGGAAAUGA